UGUCUUACCGGAGUGGAGCUCUCAUGAGUCCGUGCUGUAGGUGCAGUCGCGGUAGCAUCGUCGUGAGUGAUUGAUCAUUUUAUUGAUCCAAACACAGUGCCAACGCAGUCACGCCAAAAGCACUUCUUCCGGUGCAUCCUCUCUCUGGAACACUCGCAGUGUAGUGUGCAUUCGUGUGAAAUUCCAGAACUGUAGAACGCAGGCUGAUUGUGAGGUGAUCAUUUGCUCGAAAGUAGGCCACGAAUACGUAAUCAUUUGUAAACACAGCAUCAUCGCCAGCCAUAAUCGAUCGCUAGUAUGCCCGAGUUUGUGAUUGAGAAACGCAAUAUUCCAGUGCUGACCGUUUCGUCGCGGGAUGGUACCGUCGGCACGGGUCCCGAGAAUGGCGAAAACCCCCUAGGAUUCCGCAUCACAGGUGGCGCUGACUUCGAAAUGCCGGUCACGGUGUUCCAGGUGUCUGAGGGCAGCCCGGCACAGAAAGCCGGCCUCCAACUGGGCGACCAGGUCCUGAAGAUCAACGGGGCCGACGCGUCGGCCAUGCGCCUCGCCACGGCCCAAUCCGUCAUCAAGCAGGCCGGCGAACAGCUGCAGAUGAUCGUCGCAAAAGACAACGAGGAAAACCGCAAAGCCGAAGAACAGGGAAAACCGAAGGAAACGACGGAGGUUAAGUUCAUAGGUAACGAGCAGGAGCCAGAAGCCGAUGUCACUAACAAACCUGCCCCAAAACCCAAAACCGACGAUCGUGAGAACUGGACCCAGCCGCCGGAGCGUAAAGUGUGGCACCCGAUCGUUUGGCAGCAACCACCGCCGCCGAUCCCACCGGACCUGUACGGCAAGGAUGCUCCUCAUCAGCAGCUGAUCGCCAACAUUCGCCGGCUGCUCACAGAAACGCGCUCCAAACCGCAGGAGCAGCUAAGACACAUCGAACGCAUGAUGCUGUCGCUGCCGACGGGCUCCCGGCGAGAAGAGGACGAAGAGGAGGAACCUAAGCCGGUUCCAAAGCCAAAGAAGAAGAAGAAGGCAAAGACGGCUCGCAAAGGGGCCACCGCACCUCGACCGCGCCUGGACAGCGAAGGGUCGGAGGAUGGCUCCGUAUCGGAAGCGUCGUCUGCGAUUGCCCACCCGGCGGAACCUAUUCCGGAAGAAGUGACUGCCGACGCCUGAGUGCAGCGCGCUCGGAGCCCAGCAGCUCAGGAAGCGGCCAACCCAAUGUUGUAGGCUAAACAUUAUAACUUUUGUUUAAAUAAUGUGACCCGCUUUACAUAGCGGCCACUGAUUAUUUUAGACGUAAAUAACCGACCAAAUCAGUUUUUAUUUUGACGCGAUUGCAUAGGCAAUGCGACAGCUGACGUAGUUAGUGUAUUGAAUGAAACGAAAAUGAAUUGUUAAAUCCUGUUGUUUCUUUGCUCAAUGUACUUAACCUCGAAAUGUUC
Anopheles bellator is the source of this 1433-nucleotide messenger RNA. Its product is annotated as PDZ and LIM domain protein 7-like. The coding region runs from base 298 to 1164 and encodes 288 amino acids. Gene Ontology annotation, molecular function: muscle alpha-actinin binding; actin binding. NCBI's taxonomy places the organism in Eukaryota, Metazoa, Arthropoda, Insecta, Diptera, Culicidae. Gene Ontology annotation, cellular component: Z disc; adherens junction; filamentous actin. The transcript is spliced from 5 exons. The record is from RefSeq and is a predicted model, not a curated record. Gene Ontology annotation, biological process: muscle structure development; actin cytoskeleton organization.